GUGAGCUGGGUGGUCCCGAGGGAGCUGAGCUCCGCUCCGUGCCCCCGCGUCACGCACGCGCUCGGCACCGCGAGCCGCGCAUAACGAUAUCUGGAUUUGAACUGCAUUUUGGAAUUCAUCCUUACUUACAAUGUCACCGUCAGAUGGAAAUCCAAUUGGUUACACACCCCCAGAUGGAGGCUGGGGGUGGGCAGUGGUUGUUGGAGCUUUUUUUUCCAUUGGCUUCUCUUGUGCAUUUGGCAAAUCUAUUUCUGUAUUUUACAAAGAAAUUGAAGGAAUAUUUAAUGCCAGCGCCAGCGAAGUGUCGUGGAUAUCUUCCAUCAUGUUUGCUGUCAUGUAUGGUGGAGGUCCUAUCAGCAGUAUCCUGGUGAAUAAAUAUGGCAGUCGUCCAGUCAUGAUUGUUGGCGGCUGCUUGUCAGGCUGUGGCUUGAUUGCAGCUUCUUUCUGUAACACUGUGCAGGAACUUUACUUGUGUAUUGGACUCAUUGGAGGUCUUGGGCUUGCCUUCAACUUGAAUCCGGCUCUGACCAUGAUUGGCAAAUAUUUCUACAAGAGGCGACCGUUGGCAAAUGGACUGGCCAUGGCAGGCAGCCCUGUGCUCCUCUCUACCCUGGCCCCCCUCAAUCAGGCUCUCUUUGAUAUCUUUGGAUGGAGAGGAAGCUUCCUAAUUCUUGGGGGCAUUCUAUUAAACUGCUGUGUGGCUGGAGCCCUGAUGCGACCAAUAGGGCCCAAGCCAACCAAUGCAGAGAAAGACAGAUCUAAACAAUCCCUUCAGGAAGCUGGAAAAUCUGAUGCAAAAAAAGGGGCAAGUGAUGCAAAUACAGAAUUUAAUGGCAGAAACCCCAAAGAGGAGAAACAAUCAGUCUUUCAAACAGCUAACAAAUUUCUGGACUUAUCCCUGUUCACCCACAGAGGCUUUGUACUGUACCUAUCUGGGAACGUGGUAAUGGCUUUUGGGCUGGCUACACCUUUAGUCUUUCUUAGUAAUUAUGCCAAGAGUCAGCAUUGCUCUAGUGAGAAGGCUGCCUUCCUUCUUUCCAUUCUGGCUUUUGUUGACAUGGUAGCCAGACCUUUUAUGGGAUUUGUAGCCAACACAAGGUGGAUAAGACCUCGAGUUCAGUAUUUCUUUGCUGCUUCUAUCGUUGCAAAUGGAGUGUGUCAUCUGCUAGCACCUUUAUCCUCCAGCUAUAUUGGGUUCUGUAUCUAUGCGGGAUUCCUUGGAUUUGCAUUUGGGUGGUUUAGCUCCGUAUUGUUUGAAACAUUGAUGGACCUUGUUGGGCCCCAGAGGUUCUCCAGCGCUGUGGGAUUGGUGACCAUUGUGGAAUGCUGUCCUGUCCUCCUGGGGCCACCACUUUUAGGUCGUCUCAAUGACAUAUAUGGAGACUACAAAUACACAUACUGGGCAUGUGGCAUAAUCCUAAUCAUCGCAGGCAUCUAUCUCUUCAUUGGCAUGGGCGUCAAUUAUCGACUUCUGGCAAAAGAACAGAAAGCAGAGAAGAAGCAGAAAAAGGAAAGUAAAGAGGAGGAGACCAGUAUAGAUGUUGUUGAGAAACCAAAAGAAGUUACCAAUGCAGCAGAAUCUCCAGAGCAGAAAGGCACAGAAGGAAGCCCCAAAGAGGAGGAGAGUCCAGUCUGAAACCAUAGAUAAACAGAGGAGAUUUGGACCAAAGACACUUGAAAAAUUCUACUGAACCACGUUCUACUAGUGGUGCUUACCACAGACAGUGGACAUUUGUGUGGAAGUCACACCAGGUGUUUGCUGAUAGAAAUUUUAUUUCAUUCUUUUAUAGCAGUCGUAAUAAAUAUGUCACAUCCUUUGGGGACAGGGGAUUUGCAAAAGAUGACAGAAGGAAAUAGCUUCUAUUUGAAGUCAUAUUUAUUAAGGUAUACUUUACAUACAGUACAAAUCCCUUUUAUAAGAGUAAAGUUUGAUGAAUUUUGACAAAGUAUUUAGUCAAAUAACUACCACCCCAAUAUAGAACAUUUCGAACAGCCAAAAUAAUUCCCUCCUGCCCCUUUGCAGUUAAUUCCCUUCCCUUACCUCCAGCCUCUGGCAGCCACUGAUCUGAUUUCUGUCCCCUAUAGUUUUACCUUUUCCAGAAUGGAAUAAAUGGAAUCACAUAGUAUGUAGCUGGCAUAAUAAGAAAUAUAGGGGCCAGCCCCAUGGCCUACUGGUUAAGUUCGGCGCACUCCACUUCGACGACCCGGGUUUGGUUCCCAGGGGCAGACCUAUGCCACUCAUCGGCAGCCAUGCUGUGGCAGCAACCCACAUACAAAAUAGAGGAAGAUUGGCACGGAUGUUACCUCAGGGCGAAUCUUCCUCAGCAAAAAAAAAAAAAAGAAAAGGAAAUAUAGUUGGUCUUUGUCUCUUAGUUCCUGGUACACAGCUUCUGAAAUCCUUGGAUUCUCUGGAGUGCUAAGUGUCCUUUACAUGCUAAUUAGAUGACUGGUGGCUGGGAUCCCCAAGACAGCUUCAGGACAGGGCCUGGUCUCCAGGAAGACGAAGGCGUGAGGAGACUUUCAGCCAUACCCCAUGACCUCUGGGGAGAGGUGAGGGGCUAGAAGUUGAGUUCAAUCACUAACAGACAAUGAUUUAAUCAAUCAUGCCUAUGUAAUGAAACCUCCGUAAAAACCCUAACUACAGAGUUCCAAGAGCUUCCUGGUUGGUGAAUACAUU
Molecule: messenger RNA, 2677 nt
Organism: Diceros bicornis minor
Lineage: Eukaryota; Metazoa; Chordata; Mammalia; Perissodactyla; Rhinocerotidae
Product: monocarboxylate transporter 1-like
Exons: 5
Coding region: 131-1636 (501 amino acids)
Biological process (GO): monocarboxylic acid transport; transmembrane transport
Cellular component (GO): membrane
Molecular function (GO): monocarboxylic acid transmembrane transporter activity
Source: RefSeq, a predicted model, not a curated record